Rhineura floridana is the source of this 12960-nucleotide messenger RNA. It is a transcript of the gene PDE5A, whose product is annotated as phosphodiesterase 5A. Gene Ontology annotation, biological process: signal transduction. The record is from RefSeq and is a predicted model, not a curated record. Bases 378 to 2861 code for a protein of 827 amino acids. Lineage: Eukaryota; Metazoa; Chordata; Lepidosauria; Squamata; Rhineuridae. Gene Ontology annotation, molecular function: 3',5'-cyclic-GMP phosphodiesterase activity; protein binding. The transcript has 22 exons.
GCAAAGAUUUACUGUGGAGAUCAAAGAAGCUCGCCUGGAUUUCCUCCUCUCUUGUUUGACAUGCUGCCUUUUGGAGACAAAACGAGUUUCCUUAUAAACAAAAGAAGGGGACGGGACGAUGCAGAGAGAGAAAGGUCUCCGGAGCUCCCGGUGGGGCUUGGGGGAGAGGUUAGCAGCUGAAAAAAAGUCUCCCGGCCUCCCCGAGCCGUCCUGUUGGUCGCCUCCGGGAUCGGCUCUUGGCUUGCUCGCUCCCCGCAUCUCUCGCUGUCUGCCGCUACUGCUGCUCUCGCCAUCGGCUGCUCCUCCUUCCCAGAUCACUUCGACGGGGAUGGAUGGGUUUUGAAUGAGUUUGCCGCGGCGGUGGCUCUCCGCAGGGGAUGGUGCGAGAGAUGGUCAAUGCAUGGUUUUCUGAGAGAGUUCAUACCAUACCAGUGUGCAAAGAGGGGACCAGACAGCACAGUGAAGCUUGUUCUUGUACCAGUCACCAGACUACACGGGCAGAGAGCACUAAUUCCACGCCACCAACCAGGAAGAUAUCUGCUUCUGAAUUUGACAGACCCCUUAGGCCCAUUGUUGUCAAGGAUUCUGUUGGAACAGUGAGUUUCUUGUUGGACUCUGAAAAGAAGGAGCAGAUGCCUCUCCAAUCCCAGACACUUGGGAAUGAUGCAGGGGAUCAGUGCUCAAGGCUCUUAGAAUUGGUGAAAGACAUUUCCAGUCACUUGGACGUCACAGCCCUUUGCCACAAAAUUUUCUUGCACAUCCAUGAACUCAUUGCUGCCGAUCGCUAUUCCCUCUUUUUGGUAUGCGAAGACAGUUCCAACGAGAAGUUUCUCAUAAGCAGGCUCUUUGAUGUUGCCGAAGGUUCCACCUUAGAAGAAGCUUCAAACAACUGCAUCCGUCUGGAAUGGAACAAAGGGAUAGUGGGCCAUGUGGCAGCUUUGGGCCAGCCUUUGAAUAUCAAGAAUGCCUAUGAGGAUCCCCGAUUUAAUGCAGAAGUUGACCAAAUCACAGGCUAUAAGACACAGAGCAUCCUUUGUAUGCCAAUAAAGAACCAUAGAGAAGAGGUGGUUGGUGUGGCACAAGCAAUCAAUAAGAAGUCUGGUGGUGGAGGAACAUUCACUGAGCAAGAUGAGAAGGAUUUUGCUGCUUACCUGGCAUUUUGUGGAAUUGUUCUUCACAAUGCUCAGCUGUAUGAGACAUCCCUGCUGGAAAACAGACGCAACCAGGUUCUCCUUGAUCUUGCCAGUUUAAUAUUUGAAGAGCAGCAGUCUUUGGAAGUAAUUCUGAAGAAAAUAGCUGCCACAAUAAUCUCCUUCAUGCAGGUGCAAAAGUGCACCAUUUUCAUAGUGGAUGAAGACUGUUCUGAUUCAUUUUCCAGUGUCUUUCACAUGGAAUCUGAGGAAUUAGAAAAUUCGAGUGAGACCCACAAAAGCAGAGACUAUGAUACAAACCAAAUUAAUUAUAUGUAUGCUCAAUACGUGAAGAAUACCAUGGAGCCUCUUAACAUUCCAGAUAUUCGCCAAGACAAAAGAUUUCCUUGGACAAAUGAAAAUGCAGAUAGUAAAAACCAGAAUAUAGAAAGUUUGCUGUGCACACCAAUUAAAAACGGAAAGAAGAAUAAAGUGAUAGGAAUCUGUCAACUUGCAAAUAAGAUGGAAGAAAAUUCAGGCCAAAUAAAGGCUUUCAACAGAAAUGAUGAACAGUUUCUGGAAGCUUUUGUCAUCUUCUGCGGCUUGGGUAUCCAGAAUACACAGAUGUAUGAAGCUGUGGAAAGAGCCAUGGCAAAGCAGAUGGUGACAUUAGAGGUCCUUUCUUAUCAUGCUUCAGCUGCUGAAGAAGAAACAAGGGAACUUCAGGCAACAGCGGCUGCUGUUGUACCAUCUGCACAUUCCCUCAAGCUCACCGACUUUUACUUCAGUGACUUUGAGCUGUCAGAUAUGGAAACCUCCCUGUGCACAAUUCGGAUGUUCACUGAUCUUAACCUUGUGCAAAAUUUCCAAAUGAAACACGAGGUCCUUUGCAGAUGGAUUUUAAGUGUGAGGAAAAAUUAUAGGAAAAAUGUUGCCUAUCACAAUUGGAGGCAUGCUUUUAACACAGCCCAAUGCAUGUUUGCUGCUUUGAAGUCAGGAAAAAUUCAGAACAAGCUUACGGACAUUGAGGUACUUUCUUUGCUGAUCGCAGCAUUGAGCCAUGACCUGGACCACAGAGGUGUGAACAAUUCUUACAUACAGAGAAGUGAACACCCCCUUGCUCAGCUGUAUUGCCAUUCGAUCAUGGAACAUCACCAUUUUGAUCAGUGCCUGAUGAUCCUGAACACCCCGGGGAACCAGAUUCUUAGUGGCCUUUCCAUUGAAGAAUACAAGGCUACUGUGAAAAUGAUCAAGGAAGCUAUUCUUGCCACGGAUCUUGCACUGUACAUUAAGAGAAGAGGGGAGUUUUUUGACCUUCUGAGAAAGAAACAGUUUAACCUGGAAGAUCCUUAUCAAAAGGAGUUAUUUCUGGCAAUGCUGAUGACUGUAUGUGAUUUGUCAGCAAUAACAAAGCCGUGGCCUGUUCAGCAACGGAUAGCUGAACUUGUAGCUGCGGAAUUCUUUGACCAAGGAGAUAAGGAGAGAAAAGAACUCAACAUAGAACCAACAGAUUUAAUGAACCGAGAGAAGAAAAACAAAAUCCCCAGCAUGCAAGUUGGAUUCAUUGAUGCCAUCUGCUUACAGCUCUAUGAGGCACUGAUGCAUGUGUCCGAAGCCUGCUAUCCUUUGCUGGAGGGCUGCAGAAAGAACAGGCAGAAAUGGCAAGCUUUAGCCGAACAGCAAGAAAAUAACCUGAUCAAUGGGGAAAGCAAUCAGCCCAAGCGGAACUGAGAAAGCACUUCAUUAGGAAGUGCUGGUUUACAAAGAAGAUAUUUAUAUAUAGUAAUUUGGAGAUACUUAAUGUUUUGCUAGACACUGUACGAAAUAGGUGUAUAAUUUGCCACUGCUGUAUUUUAAAGAACAAAGAUAUAUAUUUUUGCACCGCAUUCAGAAGUGUAACAUGAACGUUUUUUGUGUAUGAUGUAUCAUAGUUGUAUAUUUCCAAUAUUUCAUUUAUAUGAGGGAGAACAGAUCUGCAGUUAGCAGGUCUAGUUUUUUCCUGCUCAACUUUAUAGGAUGACACAGAAGAGGAGAGUUUCUAGGAUUGCUUUGGGAGUCUGUUGGUUCUGAGUUGUACAUAGUUUUUGCGUUUCAGUCAAUGGCCAGUACUUUAGAAGAUUACCAUAUUUAGCACCUUUUUCAUUCUUUAUGUUGUCUGUUUUCAUAAGUGUAAAUAAUGACAGUGUAGGUUGCCCAUGGAAGCCUGAAAAACAUGGAGGAACUUUCUGGUCACCGGUCACCACAGGAGCCGCUGAAUCCAAUAUCGCUUAUUCCAAAGGAAGCCAGUGUUUUCAGGGAAAACCAUAUUGCACCCCAGAUGGCUGAAACACAGUAUCUUGAGAGAAUAUAUUGCAUCUGUGCCUUUUCCUGUUAUGAGAGUGCUUCAUCUAAAUGAACUUGAGCUGUUACUUACUCUGCAGUCUAGGGUCUCUGGGGAAGAUCUAUAGAUGGAACUUCCCAGAGAUUCUUAGAACAUCUUAAAGCAUUGUAGCUCAAAUGCAGGUGACUGAAGAAGAAAAUCUCAAAGUUGAGAGCAAUGUGGAAUGGAAACAGAGGGAAGAAAGACUGCGCAAUUAUUGGGGGCACUUUUAAUGAGAUGGAAUCAACCCUUAGCAGACAAGUUUCAAUGUCAUCCUGCCGAAUGAAAUACUGGAAUGGAGAAGCAUGUGAGGUUGGUAGUGAUGUGAGUGAAGAAAACCAGGCUUGCUACAGAACAUGAGAAUUGUUCUGGAUAUUGUAAACUAAAUCGAAUUAAAGAGAUCAGAGCUAAGAAAUAGCCAAGACUACUUAAAAACAACUGCUCAUGAUUGCAAAGAGUUUUUAUGAGUGAAUGUUGGAAAGAAUAAUACUUUCUGGUUUUCCGUAAGACCACUUGACUUGGAACAAGCAUAACCACAGCGUCUUAAAGCGGAAAGCACAAAUGGAAACAGCUGAGAACACUUCAAGGAAUUAUGAUUUACAAAGAUAACCUUAAAUAAGUCAAAGAAUAUUAGUUCUAGAAAAGACACAGACAAAACAUAUCUUGAAAUACCAUCUCACUGCCUGCAACCAAUAACGUUAGCAUGUCAAAAACAAGAUUUUGACUGGAACCAUUUCUUUGCAGAUUCAACUUUGGCUGUAGCCAGAUGUUUAUAAAGAUGAUUUUCCCAUGUGUAAUAGUUCUUAGGACAAACCAGCAGCAGCGAUGAGCACAUCUAUCCAAUAUUUUGCAUUGAUUUUUGCUCAGUAUCUAAAAAGUUUCAUUUUGCGGAGGGGGCUGCUACUAUCGUUCUGCAAGCAAAGCUUCCUGCCAAAGGAUCCAGAGGAACAUCCUCAAACAUCCUAAAUGCUUAGGAGCUGGUUUUGCCUCCAUUAUGGAAUAACUAACCUGUGUAAUAUUUGACUGCAGUCUGAAAAUGCAGCUCUAAAACCACUUCCAUCUGUCCCAUGAAAGUUAAAGGGACUAUCAGACCUCACCAUUGGGGCUGUCGAAAGAGGUCAAGAAGUUUGACAAUGGAAACAUGCUUCCCUGUCAUUAGAUUAUUGCCACUUCUAUUUUUAUAAUCUGGGAGUUGUUCUUUAGUAAUGUGGUAUUCAUGGUAGUUGGACAUGGAGCACAUGUAUACGCUCACACAGGUACAGUAAUGUACACAUACCAAAGAUCAAACAUUUGUUCAAUAAAAGUAUUAUCUGGCCAACUUCCUUAACUUUUCCAUAUCCAAGGACAGGCCACUCUAAUUGUUCAGAAAAAUCACUUGGUCCAAUCCUUCACCAUGGAAUAUAUUAUAUAUAUAUUCAUGUGUGUAGACAGCUGCCAUUUUAGGAGAGAGAGCAGGCCAAAAACUUUCUCCUUGACAUGCUAGCUUUCCCAUGUGCAGGUUGCUAUGCAUUUUACAGAGCAAUCCAACUGCCAGAAAGCCAGCAGGGGAGGCGACAGAGGAGAAGGAGCCAACAGAAAGCUCUGCUGGAUCCUUCUGCUCCGGAGCCUCUGGCUCAAAUGAAUGUGGGCUCCAUCAGGAGAUGUGCGCACAAGCCAGCCAGGAAGCACCAGCUCCAGCAAACAGGCCUCCCUGUAGGCCUGAAUGGGAUUUCUUUUUGGCCAGCGGUGUUUCAAGGUGGAUUGGGACCUGGAGGAGGGUUCUGAACAUGAGAAGGAUCUCACAUAAGUCCCCCCCUGCAGCUCCACUCCCACCACGCCUCUGGAACGCCCCAUUAUUGGAUCUUCUGCUGGUCUUCCAUCUGCUGGGCUGGCCAUCCUCACUUGAGCCCCAGCAGUGCCAGCAGGCUCCUGGUGGAGCCACAUCUCCACCAUAGUGGAGGGCUGCUGCUGGCAGAGGCUGGCACAGAUGGGAGCAUCCAACUCCCUUUCCUUACUUUCCUUACGGAAAGGUGAGUUGGAUUGUGCCCUAACUGUUGGCGUGUGCGUGUAUAGAUCAUACAAGGAUGGAAUCCAAGAGUCGCAUAGAACAGGAAUAAGCCAGGCCAGGCAAGUUUCUUGUAAGAGUCUUUACUAGGCAAAGACAUUAGACACAGUUCUCUUCACAGACGAUUUUCCCCCCACACUGAGUUUUUCCAAGCAUCCCACCUUAUCAGGCUUCCCAGCCAGCUGCUGACCUUGGCAAACUGGCGCUCUGUUCUUACAGCUUAACCCUUCUGCUUCAGGUUUCACUCUCUCUGCUAAAAACCCUGUCUGUGAGUCUCACAGCAUGCUUCACUGACCAACAGCCCCCACCUGAGACUCACAGAUUACAAAACUUCAUGUUACAAUUAUUACAUUUCUACAACAUUACCUUUUCAUUACAAUACAUAUCAGUUUGUUUCCUUACAGUUUCUAUUUACAUUUUCAGUUCAGUUCUUGUUUCUUUAUUUCUUUAUUCACACAGGUUUCACAGAGUUAUUUUUGUUCACUUUUAUUUGAUAACACAUUUAUAUUUCAUUCCUCAACACAAAACUUCCACAUGAGAUCCAUUGUUUCUUUGUCUAUUGGUCCUUCUUUUUCCCAUUCUACUGGAUAUUCAUCUGUCUCAUUAUUCUGUUGUGUAACAUUAAAUGUGAAUCUCUGAGGUGGUUGACCUUUCGUUUUUCUUUCUGAUCUCCUAACAUUAUCUAUUUCCAUUUCUUCCUCACUCUCAAUUUUACUUGGACCUGCACCUGUUCCUGCACUUGUACUUGUACUUGGCACUUCUGUAUCUUGCAUUGCCAUGUCUUCACUUCUCAGCCUUUUUACAGUACGUUUGCCACCGUGUAUUAGAUCAGUCAAUGCAGUUUUUAAUGGAAUUUGCUGCCCAAAAGGAACAUCUGCUGCUUCCUGCUUGCUUGCACUAUCUAGGAUAACUGUUUGACUGUCUCUCCAAGGUUUAUCUAUCACCUUUAUGCUUCUGCUUAACACUAAUUGUUGUUUCUCAGGCAACCAAACUCUAUAGUAUGAAUUCUGAAAUCCCAAAACGCGUCCUGCCUGAGCUCUUGAGCCUAAUUUACCAUGCCUUUUCUGUUUUGCAACAUGUACCCAGCAUUUUGCCCCAAAACGCUCUAUGUGUUUCACCCUGGGCUUUCUUCCAGUCAACUUCUCAUAGGGAGACAUGCCUAUUGUUCUGUGCAUAAGACGGUUCUGAAUAUAAACAGUGUACAGAAUACAUUCACCCCAAUAAGUGUUAUUCAUAUUUGCAUCUGCUAGCAUGGCUCUCAUUGAAUCCUGCAAUGACCGGUUCCUCCUCUCUGCAGUUCCGUUGGAGGAUGGGCUGAAGGGAGCAGUGAGACUCUGUAUUAUUCCCUUCUUUUCCAAAUAUGUUUUAAAUGAAUUACUGGUAAAUUCCCCACCUUGAUCUGAUUUGAUAUUCUUGAUAACAACCCCAUAUUGUGUCUCUGUCCUCUGUAUAAAUGCCUUUAAUUUCUCUUCUGCUUCACUUUUCUUUUUCAAUAAGAACACAUGUGUAAAUCUGGAGAAAUCAUCCACAAUCACUAAAUAAAACCUUGCUCCACCUUUUGAGCACUGGAAAGGUCCAGCCAAAUCCACAUGUAUGAGCUGAUAGGGUUCAGUGGUUGUGCUUUCACAGCUCUUAUUUACCGGAGUCACAGUCAUUUUUGUUUUAUAGCAUACCUCACACUCAUCCACAUGCUCACAAUGUGUUAAUUUCAAAUCUUGACUAUGCUUUGGGGUGUUUUUUACCUUUUCGAAAUGUGCGUGUGCUAAUUUUCUGUGCCAUUCAUGUAAACAAUUAUCAUGUUUAUUUUUAUUAACUCCUAUCCAGGCACACAUGGGUUUAUCAAGAGUGCACUCAACCAUAAACAUUUGGUUCUGUAAUUUCCCUUGCAUGCAUAUUUCACCAUCCUUUCUCACAAAACAUCUAUCCCCUUCAAAUGUAAUUUUACAACCUAUUUGAGCCAAUUUUCUCACUGAUAGAAUGUUAUAUUUUAAACCAGAAACCAAUAACACAUCUGUUAAUAUAGUUCCCAAAUUACCCAACCUGAGCGUGCCUUUUGCAAUCGCGUCCUGAGUCGAUCCGUCAGCCAGAUAAAGCUUCUCCUGCGCCGGCUUUGAAGUGUAAAAUAAACUAGAGUCUGUGAUUAGGCAAUUAGACGCUCCGCUGUCAAGGAGCCACUUAGAGUUAAUGAGUUUAUUGUCCUCCUUAGUAACAAAGUUCACGCUUGUUCUCUGACUUCCAAAGUCCCUGUUAUUUCUCUUCUUUAAACAAUGUCUCUGUAUAUGUCCACGGGACCCACAAAAGUAACAUAUUUUAUUCUCUUGCCUGUUUCUUUGAUUUUGUUGUUGUUGUUCAGCCACAGUCUCUUUUAACUCUGUUUUCUUAUUCUCUUGUCUUCUAUUCCACUCUUGUUGAAGUUUCUGUUCUACAAAGUCCAAAUUCAGGUUGCCGUCUGGUAAAGUUUCCAGACUAGAGACCAGGACAUCCCAUUUUUGAUCAAAUGAAGAUAACAGUAUAUAGACCAUCUGAAUGUCACUAUGAUGCACUCCUCUAUCUUGCAGCUCAGCAUUUAAUCUACGAAAUUCAGCCAGAUGCUCUGUCAUAGUCACUUCAUCUGUAAAACGCAUAUGAUAAAGUUUCCGUGCUAAACACAGCCUGCUCCCUGCAGUUUGCUGCACAUGAGCGGCUCUUAGCUUCUCCCACAUCUGAUUAGCUGUCGGCUCAUUACUCACCAGCAACAGUUGAGAAUCAGACAGCCCCAGAGUAAUAAAAGCCUUCGCUUUCUCGUCUUUCUUCAACCACGCUGCUGAAGGAGCUGCCGGAGGGGGGUUUUCUACGACAUCAUUCAAAUCUUCUUUAAUCAGAACUGCUCUCAUUCUCCAUUUCCAGCUGGAGUAGUUUACUGCAUUCAGUCUCUCCUUCGGCAUCCCGGAUGACAGGUUUACAGCCAUGUUGUCCACUCUUACUUGCCUCUUUCUUGCACUUUGUUUCUCUCUGCAACAACAUCACGUCAACGCUCUCGAACCCGCUACCUUGUAUGAUAAGCUGGGCCCAUAACCCCUGUUGGCGUGUGCGUGUAUAGAUCAUACAAGGAUGGAAUCCAAGAGUCGCAUAGAACAGGAAUAAGCCAGGCCAGGCAAGUUUCUUGUAAGAGUCUUUACUAGGCAAAGACAUUAGACACAGUUCUCUUCACAGACGAUUUUCCCCCCACACUGAGUUUUUCCAAGCAUCCCACCUUAUCAGGCUUCCCAGCCAGCUGCUGACCUUGGCAAACUGGCGCUCUGUUCUUCCAGCUUAACCCUUCUGCUUCAGGUUUCACUCUCUCUGCUAAAAACCCUGUCUGUGAGUCUCACAGCAUGCUUCACUGACCAACACUAACAUGGGACUGCAUUCAAAUAUUCAUUCUAGCAUACUCCAGAAAGGACUGUAUCAUGUGCGAUUUCUGUACAUUUGGAUUAUCUGUAAAGCAGAUUCAAAUAUUCCACCAAACAAUUGCCAUUUAAGGCAGAAAUCUUAGGAUCUGAAGUAUCAACAAGGCAGACUCAACAUCACUUGUUCAACAUUUGUGCCAUUAUCCCCAGAGGAUCAGUAAUUUGAAAUAUUUUGACCACUAUAUAUACUGUAGCUUGUGAAUUUAAGGAACUGAUGUCUGCAUUCAACCUGCUGUCCCCAAGACUAGAUCCUCCACACAUCAUCCUGGAGUUCAACCUGCUUUGCCAGUGCACUUCAAGUGCAGGACAUGCAAUCGAUGUACACUGUUCCAAAGCAUCUGCACUGUUGUUAGCUCUAGAUCACUAAAGCCAAGCAUAAUAUGCUUUGCAGCUCUGGAGAAGGACAUCACAGAUGCAACCAAUAUGGUAGAGAUCUUACCAAUGAAUGUAUCAUCAUGUGUGUCAGUAAGCUGACUAAAAAAACUUUGUGUGGUAUUGUGUAAAAUGUAUGUAUGUAUGGGUGUGGAUGUCUCCUACAGCAGUGGUUUGAUGUGUAAACCAAAAGUGAUAAGAGCACAACUGCGCAAUCAAAAUAUCACCACAGUGGGCCCACCAAUAUCACAAUUAUGCCAGCACAUUCAUCAAUAUAUAUGAUUUCCAUAUGAAUGGACUGUUAGUAGCUAACCUGAAUUCAACUGACGAUCAUGUCACACAUACAGAAAAAAACAUAGCUUUAGUAGGCUAGAUGACCAUGGGUGUCUAGACAAACAAUAGAUUUGUUACUGGUGAGGCUUUGAAUCUGAAUUCACUUGCAGGCUAGAGUUAAUUAUUCCAGCUUGACUAUGUGUAGCCAUGUGCAAUGAAAGAACAACAAAAUGUUGAUUUAAGGGUUGGUGGUCAAGGCAUGCCUUUCUGCAAAUUAAGGUCAAUGAGAGUGUUGCAGGAGUUAUUGGAUGCAACAUUUUAAAGUUAGUCCAGCAAAAAGCUCCAUCCUGCUUUGUCUCUGUAACCCCUGAACAAUUACAUUCCCUGUAUUUUCCAUGCAGCCACCUGCCCCCCCAAUAAAAAGAAUAAUAAGAAACCACACAAUCGAUUUUUUAGUAACUGCCUGUGUACUGCUGAUGAUAAAUCAAUAUAAUCUCAUCAGUCUCCGUGCCCUGAAGCACUCUGAAGCUAAGCAGGUUACCCCCAUGCUGCUGGCAAAUCAGUGUGGAGGGAUGACAGCUGAAUGGCAAUGUACGCUUCUCCAGAGUGGAGCAUUUUGAUACUGCCUGAUACCUCAGUUGCCAUGGGAGUUUGGAAGGGUGAGGGCAUGCUUUUAUAGUCCAGUUUAACUACUCUGGAAUGUGCAGUCCUCUGAGAUGGAUCUCUCUUUUGCUCUAAAAGUGACUAGCUCAAGGAAUUCCAUAUACUAGAACAUGUGAAAUUCAUUUACAAUGCAAUCCUAUACAUGUGUUCUCAGAAGUAAACCUCAUUGAGUUCAAUAGGACUUACUCCCAGGAAACUGUAUGGGAUUGGAUUCUUAGUGGGUGGGCCUCAACACAUUUUAACACUUUGUUCAUGUAGUCAUAGGGUGGGUAAAAGUAACAUAGUGGAUAGUUUUCAUAUCUACAACAGCUGUUCAUGGACACAUUCCCACAAUAUUAAUAUAAACAUGGUUUUUAUUCUCAUGACUAUCAAUAUGGAUUGGGUACCACAUUGCUGUUUAAAUACUGUAUUGUUCUGAAGAGUGGCAAGAUCUCUUUAAUUAUGCUUUGAGUUACCUGGUUCUAUGUUCAACAGCAUUGUAAAAGCUUUGUAGGGUAACAAAUUCCAAUUAAGUUAGUUUGUAAGUGUUCAUUAGAGUUAUGGAAGACAUUUUAUAUGUAGCCACAGAUCAUGCAGAAUGGAGUUUUUGAACACUUAGAAGUCCAAUUUUAUGGAUCUUAAAUCUAAUUCAGGUUGUGUCAAUGAUUUAGGGAGAAUUUUACCCCCAGGAUGCCAGUUCUACAACCUGUGAAGAGAAACUAAAGUAAUCUAAUUAGAUGUUAGCUCAAAAGUAUAGAAUGCUGCAGAACUGUUUAUUGCAGGCCUCUCUUUGACAUGACUUGCAAAGAAAGCAGGAAUCACACAUUUGAAAAUGUGUUAUGUUCAUAAAUAGGGGAAAGUUUACUUUUUAAAGUACCUUUGAAUUAAGGCAAAUUUUGUACUUGUCCUAUUAGUUUCUGUUGACUGUGAGGACAGAUCAGGGGACACUGAUUGUACAUGUGGAUUUAUGGGGUUUAGAUGUGCAGCAAGAGUGCAUCUUACACUGAAAUAAGCAAUAAAUGUGGAUGAUACCAAAGACCCUACCAAAGGUUAAGGCAGGUUUUAAAGAGACACUAGAGCUUCAGUGUGAAGGCAACAAUUUGAUUGUGGGUAUUAACUUCCAAAAGAGUAGUGCCCUCAAAAUGAUGGGCUUUCAAGGGAAACCCACCAUACUACAGUGCAUAGUCCCCAUGCAUACAAACCACUUGAUUUCUCAGGAGUUGACAACACUUGAUAAGUCGCAGCUGAAUGUGUGAAUUGCCUUCAUUCAAAAAGCUGGAGUGAUUUAAAAACCAAAAUUCUGUGGUGUUUGUCUUUACACUUGCAAAUAAGAAUUUUGAUGUGAAUGCACCUAAUUUGUACAUCCGAAACCAACAAUCUAAGCAAAUUUAGCUGUCCUAUUACAUUUAAACUUCUCUGAAUUUUGUGAUGUACCUCUGCAAGCAAAAGCUACAUACAAAAAAAAGUGUAUUUUAUGGAAAGCUGUGCUCAAAAAAGCAGAUAUUUGCAUGAGAAUAAUCUACCAAGCUGCAUUUUAUAUUUUAGAAAAUUGCUUGCAAUAUGUCAGGUAAAAUUAUGUGCAAAAUUUGUAUAUUAGGAGAAAUGUGUAUAAAUGCUACAAAAGACAGAUGAGCUGAAUUUAAGAUUGGAAAAAAUGAGAAACUGAGAGAAAGUGAACUUGACAGAUUCAUCCAACGAUGCCUCCAUGCAAGCCACCAUUUGAUCUUGCAGUGGUCUAAUGAUGGCCAUGCUUGUGUAGAAAAUGCCAUAAAAAUAAGAGUCAUGAUUUUGCUGCCGUUUCCAGGGUAUAUGCUUUAAGUUAGAGCUAUUGAGGCUUGUAACACUGAGAGAUACCAUCAGAAUUAGUAUUUUGAUACUUGACAAAAUGUGAACUGUGUAAUGCAGAAUUUUGUCAACGGGAAGUUGAUGUAAAAACUUGCUUUCCUUAAAAGGGGGUCUAUUUCAGAUGACUCCUAUGAGCACGAUGUGUAGAAAAGUUCUUUUAGUAAGCAAUUCAGUUAAAUAGGAAGCUUCAACAAACUGAAUACAAUUAACUCUUUUGUUUGUUGUUGUACAGUUUGUUACAUCUUCUCUUUGUAGGUAAGGCAUUACAAUCCCAGUUGCAAACUCUAGACCAAUCCUUGACUGCAGUAAAAUUCAGCCAACUUUUUGAUAUAGUCAGUCAGCCCUUUUUAUUCCAGUGGGAUUGCUAAGGUGUAACUGAAGUUAGAAUUUGACUUCUCUGUAGAUACACAGGACACAGGCAUGUACUAAAUGUGUCCGGUAGUGAAUACAUUGUACAUAGUUUGAAAUAUUUUACUUUUAUCGUUUAAUUCUAUAGAACUUCUUAACACAUUGCCACUUGCCACUUGGUGUGUUGAUAAUCUUCUGCCUUUCUGAAACAUUUGAACAAAUAUAUAUAUAGUUUUUGAGCACAGUAUUUUUGUAUUAGGCCAAGUCAUGGAUUAUGUAUUUGGUGUUCCAUUUCAAAGUCAUAUUUAACUCUGGAGCGGUCCUGACUGCUUUGUUCUCUGCCAUUCUAAAGUUUAUUUAAACCAGUUAAGAGACUUAGCCUUUCCCCCCCAAAAAAUGUAUUAUACAAUCUGGGAGAAAAAAAUAUGCGGCUAAGUAAUUUACUCUUAAACUGCUACUCAAUUAACUUCUGUUUGCUUUUUAUUGUACCAUUUCCCAUACUUUCUACAAUAAAUGCAA